This is a messenger RNA of Malassezia sympodialis ATCC 42132, 3636 nucleotides long. Lineage: Eukaryota; Fungi; Basidiomycota; Malasseziomycetes; Malasseziales; Malasseziaceae. The record is from the annotation of a RefSeq genome assembly.
AUGGCGCGCAUGAUCCCAUCGUACGUCGUGCACGACGGAGAACUGCGAGCAUUCUCGUCGUCCCGCUCGCCGGUCAUGCACAAGUACUCGCUGCGCGAGUACCGUGAGAGGGGUGUCAAGCAGUCGCUCCAGUUUGGCCCGCAAAAGCUCGAGCCGAUGCCGGUCCUGUUCAUCCCCGGAAAUGCCGGCAGCUACGCACAGGUGCGCAGCCUUGCCGCGAGUUCGUGGGACCAGUACUGGCAGGGGCAGAUGGACAUGCCUGCGGUUGAAUUUUUUAAUGCGUCAGGCCCACUGCUCUGGUACACGAUUGACUUCAACGAAGACUUUUCUGCGUUCCACGGCCAAACGCUGCAUGAUCAAGCGUUUUAUGUGAACGAGGUGCUGCGGUAUUUGCGGUAUCUGCAUCCAUCGGCAGACAAUGGCAUGCUUCGUGAGGGCGAGCAGAUGGCGGUCGUCGGCCACAGCAUGGGCGGCAUCGUCGCGCGCCUCGCGCUGGAGCUAGAUAACUACCUUCCGGGCACCGUCGAUACGAUCGUGACACUCUCCUCACCUCAUGCCUUCCCACCGGUACCGUUUGACCGCUCAAUCGAUCGCGUGUACCAGAAAAUCAACCGGGCGCAUAGCGACGGGCACGCACCCCUGAUCAUCUCGCUCGCUGGCGGCGUGCUGGACACGCAGCUGUCGUCCGAUGCAUCGUCCCUCUCACUUGCGCGCCUCGGACCACCUGAAUCGCGCCUCUCGUCGUUCACCACGUCGAUUGCGGCGCUGUGGAGCUCGACGGACCACCUGGCCAUUGUGUGGUGCGACCAGCUGCGCUUCAAAAUUGCACGCGCGCUGCUUCGCGACUAUGAGCAUUUUGGGCGGCUCUUUGACGAGCGCAGCACGCCUGACGUGCGAGCUGCGCGACACGAGGUAUGGCGUACGAUCCUUGGCGUGCCAAACGACGCCGCCUCCGUCACCGAGCAGCAUCGUGCCGCGCUCGCUGCUGCCCACGAACCCGGCGCCUCGAUCGCAAAGAACACGCAGCUCAUGCCGAUCGAUUUAACCAACAAAGACAGUGCGCUGCUGGGCCAUCUAAAUGUCUCCGAUGUGCGGGUCCACGUCUACAAGGCGCUGGCCCCGCCAGGGCCGCGCCAGACGUACACGGGCAACGUCACAGACGACGACGAGGCGCUAGGCUUCGAGGUUGUGACGAACCUGUCCGUCGGCCCCAAUGCAGAGCGCGACCCACUCUAUGCUCAGACACACGAAAUGUUUGUCGCGCUGUGCACGCGGCGCCAGUCGCUCGAGCCGAUGAGCAAGUAUCCUGAGCCGGCCUACUGCUACCCUCUCCUCUCGAAUGCGUAUGAGCAGCUUCCGUGGUCGCCCACGGCACCGGACGGCCCCUUUCCCCAGGCGCGCGUGCCGUACGCGGCGCCGCCGUACCACCUGAACCGCCUCUUCCUCAGCCACGAGUUCCUGCGCGCCCACCACGUCGAGUCUGUGCGCGUCGAGUACACGAGGAGACCGGCUGCGCUGCCAACCCAGCAGGGCGUCCCCAGCAUUGUGCGCCUCGGCUGGACCGAGAGUAAGCCGCUGAUCCUGCGUGGCAAGCCGUCGUGGCUACAACCGCGGACGUGGGACCUGCCGGGCGUACCACCCGCCUCGCUCUUGAGCUCGUUCGACGACCACGCCGCCCUGUGGCACUGGCAUGCGCCGGAAUUGGAUUCGGCGCUGGUGGCCUAUCGCCUCACACUCGAGCCGGCGCCCUGCGCGAUCCGUCGCCGCGCACCAGCGCUCAAGAUGAGUCCCAUGCUGCGGAUCCUCAGCGCGUCGACGUCCGACUCGCGCAUCUUCCCCUCAUUGAACGUCAGUGCGCCGAAUGACAUGGUCGUCGCAAUGCAUGGCGCAGCGCCAUUUAUGCCGCCACCGACUCACCGUGGUCUGCAUUUCCAGCUGUGGCAUCUCGAUACGUACGCUUCCACGUCGUUCUCAGGCGUCUACUCGUCCAAUUGUCCACUGCCAUUCGCCCGACUACGCGUGUCUGUGCAUUGGCGCGCAAGCUUGGCCCUGCUUGUCUUGCGCUACCGCCUAGCCCUCGUGUUGUGGCCACUUGGUGUGCUUGCACUCGCGCGCGUUGUGUCAGGGACCUCCCAAACGCCGUUUUCCGCGCUAUCGCGCCUCAUACACGGCUCAUGGAUCGCCAUACUUGUGCUAGGGCCGGUGGCUCUACACAUCCUUUUGUAUAUGGGCGCCUCGCUCGGCGCACCACCCUAUUCGCUUGGCAUUGGUCUCCCAUCGCUGGCAUUCGUGUGGCUCGGGCCGGCGUUGGCCCUGCUCGCGUAUGGCCUCGCCGUGUUUCUGAGCUUCCUGAUUUGGAUGGGCCUGCAUGGCUUCUACGCUCUUGGCCAUAUACGCUUGGGCCGCUUUGGGCCGUGUUGGACGCCGGUGCCUGAGCUACCACCUGUGGUGGAUGCAUGGCCAAGUCGCACCACGCUUGUCGCAUGGACUCGCAAGCGCUCGACGCGCGUCGGCGCCCUGCUUCUUGCAGCAUGCGUCGUGUUCCUACCGCACCAAGUGCUUGUGCUGGUAUGCACUCUGGUGCAGGCUGGCACAACGCUUCGCUCGUACGCGGUGCUGCAACGCCUCCCGCGCGAGACGACAACACCCUCUGACAUGGCUCGGCGCGCACUGUGGGAGCAGCGGCAUUCGGAGCACUUGUGGCUCCUCCAGUGCCUCGUGUGGUUCCUCCCGCUGCAUGCGCCUGUACUCGUGGUGUGGGUCCGCAAUGUGAAUGCAGGUUUUUCGAUGGGCGUCUCGCGUGCAGAGCACAAUAUCCUCGCAACGGCGGCGCUCCUUGCGCUUGUGUACAUCCAUGCUGCACCGUGGAUGCUCCGCACGCUUGACAGCCGUGGUGCGCGGGCUGGCACGCAUAUCCUCUAUGGCGCUCUGGCUCUAUGCACCCUGAUCUAUGGCCUCCGCUACGGCUACGUUCUGUAUGAGGUAUUUGUCGUGGUGCUCAUAUGGGAGCUGUUCCAGCGCCUAUGGCCACUGAAGCACGCCGAGCGUGCCCACGAGGCAAGCGCUGACAGUCUGCCGCUCACGCCGAUCCACCGCCUCGCUGUACCGUCAUCGCUUGCGACACCGACGCCGCCAGUGAUCGAGGACCUGCUCGCAGAGUACCUCGAGACGCUCGAUGCGUAUAUGCAGGCACGCACACGCGCGAGCGAUGCGAUGCAGGCCGGGUUUCUCCAACUCGCGCGAGCCAAGAUGGCCCUCGGCGGCACGUACGGCCAGCGUAUCAGCCCCGACGCAUACGAUGCGCGUAUGUCAGCCCAGCUGCGUUUGCGAACGGGGAAUGGGGCGCGCGAGGCAGAUAGCACGCCGGCACUCCGGCGGCGUGCGGGAGCGGCGCGGGACGCAAAACAGGGCACAACUCCACACACAACGGCGCACGAGACAAGCGGCUUUGACCCACUGUACCAGUUCAGCGGGUUGCCGCCGCCCGCGCUCAAAGCGGCGCAGCGGCACUUCCGCGAGGCUGCUAUGCACUUAUUUGACACGGAGGGCCCAGCGUCGACGGGCACCGACGUAUGGAUGCUGCAACGGCGCCUCGAGGCCCUUGAACAGCACAUAGAUACCUGUCGCCGCACGUAG